Hippocampus comes (tiger tail seahorse) is the source of this 963-nucleotide messenger RNA. RefSeq names its product regulatory factor X-associated protein (gene rfxap). Bases 250 to 891 code for a protein of 213 amino acids. The transcript has 3 exons. NCBI's taxonomy places the organism in Eukaryota, Metazoa, Chordata, Actinopteri, Syngnathiformes, Syngnathidae. The record is from RefSeq and is a predicted model, not a curated record. Gene Ontology annotation, biological process: regulation of transcription by RNA polymerase II. Gene Ontology annotation, cellular component: nucleus.
GUGUAAAAGAAGACGAAGAAGAAGACCUGUCAAUGGCUGUCAUAUUUUUAGCAACAACCACGUCCCUGGUCACAUAACGUGGUGUAUUUAAGAACCGUAUCCUUAAUUUUAUUUUAGUAAGUGCGUAAAAUGCUGCCAAAUCGCUGCUAACACAGACAGACUUGAGGCGGACGCUCGUUAGCCACCGCGAGCGUGUUAUUAGCGUCUCGUAGCUCCUUGCCGGUUGCCUUUUUCUUGCAUUUUACGAACAUGAGCGACGACGAAGCUACGGUCCGCAAGGACUCUUCGAAGGCCAUCCUACUCACCAAGGACGGCCAGCGCUACAUCGUGGGAGACAGCCGCUCGGUGGACAGCCGCGACGUGAUCACGCUCAUCCCCAUGGAGGCCACCGACCUCAUGGACCUGGACGACGCCGACGAGGAAAGCGAUGUGCUGGAUGCGUCCGACCCGCGGGACGGCGCCGGCAGCCCCGAGGAGCUGAACGACGACGAGGCGUCGGAGGGCGACGGCACCGCGCCGAAGCAGUGCACUUACGACGGCUGUACUGAGACCACCACGCAGGUGGCCAAGCAACGCAAGCCGUGGAUGUGCAAGAAGCACCGCAACAAGAUGUACAAGGACAAGUACAAGAAGAAGAAAAGCGACCAGGCCAUGUCAACCAACAAAAUUGACGACAACUGUGAAGAGCGUCCUGUGUCUGUCAACAAGCAGCGUUUAGGGGUGAUGGGGGACCGGCCGGCCAGACCCUCCCUCAUUGAGCAGGUGCUCAACCAAAAAAGACUGUCACUGCUGAGGAGUCCCGAGGUGAUUCACUUCUUGCAGCAGCAGCAGCACAUCCUGGCUGUGCAGAGUCGAAGUCUGGCGCUGCAGCACAACUUCAGCGGCUGUUGACGCUCCUAAUACUCAGUCGCGCUAUUAUUUAUUGUAUGUACAGUUAAGAAGUUUGUGGUGCAUUUUGUUGUU